Sporisorium graminicola is the source of this 1110-nucleotide messenger RNA. RefSeq lists its product as uncharacterized. Gene Ontology annotation, biological process: maturation of SSU-rRNA from tricistronic rRNA transcript (SSU-rRNA, 5.8S rRNA, LSU-rRNA). Gene Ontology annotation, cellular component: nucleolus. NCBI's taxonomy places the organism in Eukaryota, Fungi, Basidiomycota, Ustilaginomycetes, Ustilaginales, Ustilaginaceae. The record is from RefSeq and is a predicted model, not a curated record. The coding region runs from base 1 to 1110 and encodes 369 amino acids. The transcript has a single exon.
AUGAGCUCGAGCAAGAGCAAGAGAGCGGAUCCCAUUGGCAAGCGGAAGGUCGACCAAGGCACAAAUCGACAGCAUGUUCAAGACGAUGAUGAAUCGCGUGCCCAACAGUUGGCUCAACUCGAAGCAUUAGGAAAUGCGUUCAUGUCCUCGUUUGAUCUACCAUCGGCAAGUAGUUCAACAGCGAUGGAUUCAGAGGAAACGUCGUCGGAGAAGAAGCGACUAUCGAGCAAGAAACGCAAACGGCUCGCCGAGCAGCAAGCUCCUACAGCGCAAGAAGAGGUUGAUCUAGUAGCAAGAGAGCAAGACGAAAUGGACGUUCUCUUUGGAACCAAAACCAACCCUUCUUCCACGUCGAAUGAGGCUGCAAGCAGCUCAAAGCAGUUCGGCAACAGCAAGAAGAAAGUGCCUAAAUCGAGGACUGUAGAGACAGUCGUCUUUGGCGGUGAGACACGUCCCGAUGCUGACGAGCUAAAGGACGCCAAGAAGGGGUGGAAGGCUUUCAUGUCGUCCAAGAUCGACAAGAUUGCCACCGAGGACCAAGCUGCGGCUACUAAAUUGACCACGGCAGAGGAAGAGGAAGAAAAGCAGCUGGUGGCCAAUGAUCGACUGCUCUCGGAAUUGCUCUCGACAACACUCUUUGCACCAGGCACAGGCAACACAUCGAAAGGGAAAUCCAAUCUAUCCUCCAACGACACGAUUGCCCGGAUCAUGGAACUCUCGGCCUCCGACACACAGCGAAAAGGUCAAGCGAUCGGACGAGGAUGGGGCGAAAACGAACUGAAGCGUCAGCAGCUCUCAAAGGCUCCUGCUGCCAUCAGGCAGGGCAUGCGAAAGGCGGCGGGAGAGAGGAGAGACAAGGAAAGAGAGAAGGCCAAGGAGCUGGGCACAUGGCAUCCUUCGCUGAAGCAGGCGUAUUCGAACCAGGCUACGGCUACGGAGAUGGGCCUCAAGAAAGACACCAGGAAACGCCAGCGUGGAUUGGGGAUGGGCAUUGGGAAGUUUCAAGGAGGUAUGCUCAAGCUGUCUUCGCAAGAGAUCUCCAAGGUCAAUGCCAAGUCAGGCUCGUCGUCGUCCAAGGGUGGCAAGGGUGGCAAGGGUCGACGCAAGUAG